This is a messenger RNA of Hibiscus syriacus, 2112 nucleotides long. RefSeq names its product inactive TPR repeat-containing thioredoxin TTL3-like. The coding region runs from base 251 to 1948 and encodes 565 amino acids. Lineage: Eukaryota; Viridiplantae; Streptophyta; Magnoliopsida; Malvales; Malvaceae. Gene Ontology annotation, molecular function: protein binding. The transcript is spliced from 5 exons. The record is from RefSeq and is a predicted model, not a curated record. Gene Ontology annotation, cellular component: cytoplasm.
UUGAAAAUUUUUGGAGUUUUCAUACAAAACAACUGUGAAUCAUGACUCUGUUUUCUUUGUUUUUCUAAUCUUAAUCGUUUUGUUUCGUGCCAUCUUUUAAGACAAAAGAAAGGGAAGAUCGACAUGAUCUCUGUUCGGUGUGUUUGUUUUACAUUUCAUGUUGAAAGACACCCACGUUUUGGUUACAUAAUUGCUUGAAAUCCACCAUUUUUGAUCGUGAAGGGGAAAAAAGCUUGACAAGCAAAAACAAAUGGCGGAGUGUUCGCCGGUGAAGAAAUCCGGUUGCGGGAUAUUCAGUGCGGUGUUCGGAAAGCAUGGUUUGUGGCCUAGAAGAUCGACUUCAACGGGUUCAUUGCAUAUUAUAAAGGAAGACAACAAAAGCAACGUCAACACAUCGAACACAUACACAGAGCGCCGGCGAAGCGGUUCCGAUGAGGCGGCGUUCUUCGGACCAGAAGGUCGGCCACAAAAACCCAUCACGAAACUGACUCCGAAGGUCACGGCGGUGUACCAGCAGAACCCGGUCCGGAAGCAUGUUGAAGAACCGACAAGAACAACGACCACGGGUACACAAGGACACGGCAUCGUCAACGGCAACAUCAAUCGGAAAGUGCCGAAAGAAUCCAUUAGCUUAUCUGGCGAGCUCGAGGGCAUGAUCGCCGAUCAUCAGAAAACAAGAGGAAUGAUUUACGGGAACCUAGGCAACUUGAGGCAACCAGGGAACACGAACACAAUUAAUGCGAAAGUCGACGAUGUUUCGAAACCUAAUGGGAAAUUAUACCCCAACACCGUGAUGGGAAACGUGGUCAAGAAGCCGGUCGAAGAAAAGAAAUCGGCUUCACUUUGUCGAGCUCUCUCGACGAGAAUGGAUCCCGAAACGUUGAAAUUCAUGGGCAACGAAGAUUACAAGAACGGCAAUUUCGCAGAGGCUUUAGCUUUGUACGAUGCAGCCAUUGCCAUUGAUCCCAACAAAGCUGCAUAUCGAAGCAACAAAAGUGCAGCUUUAGCGGCUUUGGGAAGGCUCGUCGAGGCAGUUUUCGAGUGCAGGGAAGCCAUUAUUAUCGAGCCUCAUUAUCACAGAGCUCACCACCGUUUAGCUAACUUAUAUCUCAGGUUAGGGGAUGUGGAGAAGGCUAUAUAUCACUACCAGCACGCCGACCUUGAAGCAGAUAAAGACGACAUUGCUAAAGCUAGAAAUGUUCAGGCACAUUUGAACAAAUGUACUGAAGCUAAAAGGCGACGGGAUUGGGACAGUCUGGUAAAAGAAACAGAUUCGGCCAUUAAUGGUGGUGCAGAUUCAGCUCCACAGAUAUUUGCAUUGAAAGCUGAGGCCCUGUUGAAGCUCCAUAGACACGAAGAUGCCGAUGAAACAUUAUUGGGAGGUCCGAAUUUCGAGGUCGACGACUUGAAUAAAUACUACGGCCCUAUUGGUAAUGCUAAUUUGCUGGUUGUUCGAGCUCAGGUGGAUAUGGCUGCCGGCAGAUUUGAUGAAGCAUUGGAGGCGAUUCAACGAGCCGUCAAGCUUGACCCGAACAACAAAGAAGCGAGUUCCGUAAUGAGAAAGGCGAGGGCGGUGGCGUUUGCUCGAUCCAACGGCAACGAGCAUUUCAAGGCAUCGAAAUUCCCGGAAGCAUGCGCCGCAUACGUGGAAGGGCUGGACCAUGAUCCCCACAACUCCAUCUUGCUGUGCAACCGAGCCGCUUGUUGGUCCAAGCUCGGUCAUUUCGAAAAGGCAGUAGACGACUGCACCCAUGCCCUCCACCUGCGCGCAGGCUACACCAAGGCUAGACUACGACGAGCGGAUUGUAAUUCCAAGUUGAAGAAAUGGGAAGCUUCAAUACAAGACUACACGAUCUUGCUGAGAGAAACACCUAACAACGAGGAGGUGAAAAGGGGAUUGUUGGAAGCUCAAAUGCAGCUCAAGAAACAACGUGGUGGAGUGGUAUGAAGACAAGAAUGUCGAGUACGAACAUCAAAGACAUGGAGAAAAGGAAGAGAAAAAGCAAGCUUAAAGGCAUAUAAGCUAAGGGACAAAGCGAGCUAAUGUUAAGGUUAAAAAAAAGGUUGUCCUAAGAUGGAACGAAAAGUUGCUUUUGUUAUUCGUGAGGAAUU